This is a messenger RNA of Pelobates fuscus (common spadefoot toad), 8736 nucleotides long. It is a transcript of the gene ATP7A, whose product is annotated as ATPase copper transporting alpha. NCBI's taxonomy places the organism in Eukaryota, Metazoa, Chordata, Amphibia, Anura, Pelobatidae. Gene Ontology annotation, biological process: copper ion homeostasis; copper ion import. The record is from RefSeq and is a predicted model, not a curated record. The coding region runs from base 101 to 4546 and encodes 1481 amino acids. Gene Ontology annotation, molecular function: ATP hydrolysis activity; copper ion binding; P-type divalent copper transporter activity. The transcript has 23 exons. Gene Ontology annotation, cellular component: plasma membrane; trans-Golgi network.
GGGAGCUCUGUGAGCGCGGCCUGGGACCCGGGAGCUCUGUGAGUGCAGGAUGAAGGCACGGACAAUGUUUAUGGUGUGGUGACGUGAAGACCGAAGCAGGAUGGAGGCUGAUAUCAAAGCACUGCUGGUUAUUAUCCCUGUAGAGGGCAUGACCUGUAAUUCCUGCGUCCAAACAAUUCAGCAAAAGAUUGGGAGUCUCAAUGGAGUUCAUAGUAUUCAAGUGUCAUUAGAAGGAAAAAAUGCUGCCAUUAUUUACGACCCCAAGUUACAGACGUCAGAAGCAUUGCGUGAAGCUGUAGACGAUAUGGGAUUUGAAGCUCCUCCUGCUGAAACAAGUCCACAGCCUGUGCCUACUGUCAACACUUUUCUUUACUUAUCAGAGGAACAAUCUGUUGAGCAAAUACGCAACAGUCUUCUGCAGUUAAAGGGAGUCAUGGAUGUUAAGACUUCACUUCUUGAAGAGAAAGUGGCCAGAGUAACGUUUAUUCCUAGUACUAUAAGCACUGAAGUCAUGGUUCAAAAAUAUCCAGGACUGUCUUUACAACCUAUAUUCCCAAAGAAAAUAUCUUCAGGUUCUGAUGUUCAGGUGAAAAUGAAGAUAGAAGGAAUGACUUGCCAUUCUUGCACCAGCACUAUUGAAGGCAAGAUUGGAAAACUGAAUGGAAUACUGAGAAUUAAAGUGUCCCUGGAUAACCAAGAAGCUCAUAUUGUUUAUCAGCCUCACCUCAUCACAGUGGCCGAUAUCAGGAUGCAAAUUGAAGAAGCUGGUUUUACAGCUUUUGUGAAAAACAAACCUCCUCCAAACUUAGGAACUAUUGAUAUUGGACGUUUGACCAAUAUACAGACAAAUGGCAUAGGGGACAUUCACCAACUUCCAAAAUGCCUUAGCAGGGCUAUAUUCCAAGUAGAUGGCAUGCAUUGCAAAUCCUGUGUUGUAAACAUUGAAAACAAUAUGUCUGCUCAGCUUGGCAUCUCCAACAUCAAAGUAUCAUUAGAAGGAAAGUCAGCUGAUGUAGUUUAUAAUCCUAAUCUCACCAGUACCAAUGUGAUCAGCCAAACAAUUGAAGCAGUAUCACCGGGCACAUUUAAAGUGAGUCUUUCCAAAGAGUUCGAGCUUGUGGAGCCUCUCAGUGUUAAUAGUUCAGUAGCAGUUUCUUCUGCCGAACAAGCUUUUUCUAACAGGUCAAACCACAAAUCUUCCUCUAAAAUAAUAUUGAUAAAUAUUGAAGGAAUGACUUGCAGUUCUUGUGUGCAAUCAAUCGAAGGACUUAUAUCUCAAAAGCCAGGCGUGAGGUCAAUACAGGUCACAUUGGCAAAUAAUAAUGGGACUGUGGAAUACGAUCCAGCCAUUACCAAUCCCGAAGUUAUAAGAGCUUCUAUUGAGGAAAUGGGGUUUAUCGCUACCAUUUCUGGAUCUACGACUCCAUUAGGAAGUUUACAGAGGCCUCCCACCAAAUACCUCCAUCCCAAUGAUAGAAAUGGCAAAGAAACACCGACCCACAAUAAACAGGAAAACAGAACUGCGGACAAGUGCUAUAUUCAAGUUACUGGCAUGACCUGUGCUUCCUGUGUAGCAAACAUAGAGCGCAAUCUCCGCAGAGAAGACGGCAUAUAUUCUGUCCUUGUUGCCCUUAUGGCUGGGAAGGCAGAAGUGCGGUACAAUCCUGCAGUUCUACAGCCCUCCGGCAUUGCUGAACUAAUAGAGGAGCUUGGAUUUGGAGCCACAGUACUGGAAAAUUAUGAUGAGGGGGAUGGCGUUUUAGAAGUGGUGGUAAGGGGAAUGACAUGUGCGUCAUGUGUGCACAAAAUAGAGUCAUGCUUGAUGAAAACUAAAGGUGUUCUUUACAGUUCAGUUGCACUCGCGACAAACAAAGCUCACAUUAAGUAUGACCCGGAGGUGAUCGGACCAAGAGACGUCAUGAAAAUUAUAGAUAAUUUAGGCUUCACUACAUCCCUAGUUAAAAAAGAUAGAACAGGAAGUCACCUGGAUCACAGAACCGAAAUACAGAGGUGGAAACAAUCCUUCCUCAUCAGCUUGGUCUUCUGCGUUCCUGUAAUGCUCCUGAUGAUAUAUAUGAUGUUCAUGGAUAGUCAUCAACUGGACCCUCAUCAUCAUAACAUAAGCAUGGAUGACAUUACUACGUACCACCCUACAAUGGUCCUGGAAUAUCAGUUACUUUCAGGCUUAUCUAUCAUGAACUUCGUGUCCUUUUUAUUAUGUGUACCUGUGCAGUUUUUAGGUGGUUAUUACUUUUACAUUCAAGCUUACAAGGCACUGAAGCACAGAACAGCUAACAUGGAUGUGUUAAUUGUCCUGGCCACGUCUAUUGCGUUUAUCUAUUCCGUGGUGAUCCUGGUGGUGGCAAUGUGCGAAAAAGCCAAGGUCAACCCAAUUACAUUUUUUGACACCCCACCAAUGUUGUUUGUCUUCAUCGCACUGGGCCGGUGGUUGGAGCAUGUUGCCAAGAGCAAAACAUCAGAAGCUCUGUCUCGGCUGAUCUCACUGCAAGCUACUGAAGCAACUAUUGUAACAUUGGGAUCUGGCAACUCUGUUCUAAGCGAGGAGCAAGUGGAUGUGGAACUGGUGCAACGUGGUGAUAUAGUAAAAGUGACACCCGGAGGAAAGUUCCCUGUUGAUGGCAGAGUUGUCGAAGGUCAUUCCAUGGUUGAUGAAUCCUUAAUUACAGGUGAAGCUAUGCCUGUUACUAAGAAACCAGGCAGCAGCGUGAUUGCUGGCUCAAUAAACCAAAAUGGAUUCUUGCUGAUUGCUGCCACUCAUGUUGGCUCUGAUACUACUCUUUGCCAAAUUGUUAAACUUGUAGAGGAAGCCCAGACAUCAAAGGCACCUAUCCAACAAUUUGCUGAUAAACUCAGUGGCUACUUUGUCCCUUUCAUUGUUGCUGUGUCUGUCCUCACGUUGCUUGUUUGGAUUAUUGUUGGCUACCACAAUUUUGAAAUCGUAGAAACAUAUUUUCCGGGCUACAACAAGAGUAUUUCACAAGGAGAAGUGAUUAUCCGCUUUGCUUUUCAAGCUGCAAUUACAGUCCUGUGUAUUGCUUGUCCCUGCUCACUUGGUUUGGCUACCCCAACUGCAGUUAUGGUUGGAACAGGAGUCGGAGCUCAGAAUGGCAUAUUGAUUAAAGGGGGAGAACCAUUGGAAAUGGCACACAAGGUGAAGACUAUCGUGUUUGAUAAGACUGGAACCAUAACACACGGCUCUCCAGUUGUAAUGCAAGUGAAGGUGUUGGUUGAACGUAACAGGAUGCCAUCACACAAACUUCUUGCAAUAGUUGGAACAGCAGAGAGUAACAGUGAGCACCCCCUGGGCUCAGCCGUCACAAAGCACUGUAAAGAGGAGCUGAACACCGAGGUUCUUGGUACCUGUUCGGAUUUCCAGGCAGUGCCUGGAUGUGGAGUCAGCUGCAAAGUUAGCAACAUAGAACAACUUAUAUACAAGAGGACAAGUGCAAACAGCAGCAACAAGCUCCUAGUGCAGGUGGAGGGAAACCAUGAGGAUUCCAUUCUUGAGCCCUUCAUAGAUGCACCAGAACAAGAAUCUCUUCCAUCUCAGACAUAUUCUGUCUUGAUUGGAAACCGUGAGUGGAUGAACAGGAAUUUUCUUAAUGUGGAGCUUGAAACCGAUGCUCUCAUGGUGGAACAUGAGCAGAAGGGACGUACUGCAGUCCUGGUAGCUGUAGAUGGAUUGCUUUGUGGGUUGAUUGCCAUUGCGGACACUGUGAAGCCGGAAGCAGCCUUAGCUGUUUACACAUUACGUUCUAUGGGCCUGGAUGUUGUACUAAUGACUGGGGACAACAGCAAGACUGCCAAAACCAUUGCUGCACAGGUUGGCAUAACCAAGGUGUUUGCUGAAGUCCUUCCAUCUCAUAAAGUUGCAAUGGUAAAGCAAUUGCAAGAUAAAGGAGUCAAGGUGGCAAUGGUGGGUGAUGGAAUCAACGACUCCCCUGCUCUUGCCAUGGCCAAUGUGGGGAUAGCUAUCGGGACUGGCACUGAUGUGGCCAUUGAAGCUGCAGAUGUUGUUCUCAUAAGGAAUGACCUUCUAGAUGUGGUGGCCAGUAUAGAUUUAUCUCGCAAGACUGUGAGACGAAUCAGAAUAAAUUUUGUCUUUGCCCUGAUAUACAACCUUGUUGGCAUCCCAAUAGCUGCAGGUGUAUUCAUGCCAGUUGGCUUGAUUUUGCAACCAUGGAUGGGAUCGGCUGCAAUGGCAGCUUCUUCAGUUUCUGUUGUUUUUUCUUCUUUACUUCUUAAACUCUACCGUAAACCAAGUCGUGAAAAGCUGGAACUCCGAGCUCAAGGUCAAAUGAGACAGAAAUCCCCUUCAGAAAUCAGUGUUCACAUCGGAAUCAUGGAAAACCGAAGAAGUUCUCCUAAGCUAGGUAUCCUGGAUCGUAUUGUUAAUUACAGCCGGGCCUCGCUCAAUUCAUUCCUGUCUGACAAGAAUUCUCAACACGGCAUCCCCCUGCAUGAGCCUGACAAGCACUCACUACUCAUGGGAGAUUUUAGGGGUGAGGAAGAUACCUUUAUCUGAACAAUGCCACCAAAUAUAUAUCCAGGUUACAGACAUUAACAUUCUACAGUGGCUGUCAUGAAACACAGAGGGUUUAAAAUACAACUACUGUGACCCCAAAUGAAUAUUGAGAAAAUGACUUGCAUAGACAAAAUGCCACAUUUAUACUACAUGUGCCUGCACCUUGCUGGACUUAUGGUGAGAAUUUGGAGAAUGAAUACCAAUGAGCUUUUUCUCAUGAAUCUCACAUGCUCCUUUCUGGCACUACAGAGGUGACUUUAAAUACUGACUGCAUUGCUUUACAAGUGAAUGUGCCUUAUUUCCUUUUCCUUUUUAGCUUUCUUUGCACAUCCAGUGCUGUAAAACAAUAUACUGAGGACGCUUUGACAAUGUAUGAAAGUUAGUAUGUUGAAUGUACACGUAAAAUGUGUUCAUUUUAAUUAUUGAGAUUUUUUUUCCCCAUUCCCAUCAAAUGGGCUAAAUUAUGUGUAAUCCAAUACCAAAUUGUCACUCUCUGAAAGAAACAUAUUUGAGUAUAGAAGUCACAAAAUGUUUUAUCUCAUGAAAACAAAUAUGACUUUAAAAGCCUUUCUUCGCACCCCCUUGCCCCAGCUAUGCUGCUAGUUGUUUCCUUCCCACUGCCACUGGGGAGCCUCCAUCCUCAGAAAGCCAAAGGGUUGACUGCACAUAGUUCAUUAAAUGGGUUAUGUUUAUUUUACCUGUUCACUCACUGAAAAUGUUGCCCUUGUUUUAAAAAUUCUUGGUACUAUAAUCAGUGCAGGAGAUUGUCGUGAUUAUGUUGCAAUAAGUCUCUGGGAACCCGUAGCGCAUUUUAUGUCAGAUUGAUUUUAAAAAGGCUUCCCUGGGACACUACUCAGCAGCCCUUUUUGCAUCCUUUCAAAUAUUGUGCAUGUUAAUAUUCAACUUUAUCCGUACAAAGCCAGCCAUUCUUGGCCAGCAGUAAUAGUGUAACCCUCCUCUGCGCUUGCUUUGAAUGCACGCUCUCAUGAUCACAACGGCAUUCAUUUCUUCCCUUUAGCCAAAUUAGGCGGAACUGGCCUAAUCCCUUCCUAAAAAUGUCACUACCAGUAGGGAGUGAGAGAUGAGGGUAAGAAGAAAAAAGAAAACAAAUAGAUUUUAUAUAGAAAAUGCUAAGGGAAAAAAAAUAAGAAAAACUGUUAAAGUAGUAUUCCUUUAUUCUUCCAAUAUAAAUCAAAUUUAAUUCAAUUCUGUUAAUAUUGAAAUCUGCUCCAUGUUUAUCAGUGCACCAAGUCCAUAUAAUAUCAAUUGCUAAGGAUUACUAACCAAUCCUACAGUCUUAUUUCAUACGCAAUUUCAUCAUCAAAUUAUUAGAGCUCUAUUACUUCAACAGGUAUAAUUACCCUUCACCGUACUACAGUUGCCUUUUCUAUAAAAGUGCCCGUAGUGACAUUUGCACUGAUCACUUAUUCUAAUUUGACAACUUUAAUGCAGUAUAAAGUUAGCAGCUUCGUUGAGUUUGGUAAAUUAAAAACUAACAUUUACAUUUUUACAUAAAGCUACACUGCCUUCAGUGCUAAAAGAAUAUAAAAAACAAACAAAUGGGUCAAUGUUCUGCAACAGGGUGUACACUCUGACUGGGUUUACAUACAUUAGAAUUAAGCAUUUAUAUUUCUGUUGCAUUUAUUUAUUUAUUUUCUACAUCAAGCUAUUCAGUAAGUUAAUUUAUUUUGCGCACACAAUCCCAAGUGUGUUUACACCAGUUGCACAUAUUUUCUUUACAUUUGCAAACAAGCCCUUUUUUUUGUUGUUGUUGCAGAUUAGUAAUUCACAAACUCUUAUAGAACUUGAACCCACUUGCCACAGAUUACUCCAACUUCUGUUUGUUAGUUACCGUUUGCUUUAAACACAUGUUUGGGGGGGGAAAAGGCCAAGAACCCGCUCUACACUGUGGUAGAAAUGAAAAAUAAUGUAAAGACGUGUGGCUUUGAUUAAAUCUUCUCCUGCCAUAUUGCAUAGAUUGCUUCAGUAGAAACUAUACACCUAUCUAAUCGAUACGUACGCCAGCUUAAAUCUAGAUACACAUGUAUUGAGAUUACUUAAAUCACAUGUGUUUAUAUAUAUACACACAAUACAUCGACCUGUAUACAAAUUGUAUUUUAAUCCUAUCUAAAAGCAAGACAUUAUCUGUGCACUUUUUAUAUUGGGCAGGAAAGUAAUGUUUUAUUACUAAACUUUUUGAUAUUCGAAUUUCUUUGUUCUGCAUCCUGAUUCAAAAUAAUGUGGACUAUAUUAAUUUAUAUUGUUUGGUAUAGGAUUUUAUAAUUUGAAUAUAGAUGGGGGUAUCCAUUAAAAGUCUGGAAAAUGAUUGUAUUUUUGUAAGCUACAUAAUUCUUGUGUGUGUCUCGAAACAAAAAAGUUCAAAUUGUUCAAAAAUUCAUUCACUGAAAAAUGCAAGUAACUAUGUCUCUCCAACGCUCUCUUACAGCUGCAUUCAGUGCAUUAUACUAGCAUGGAUUUGCAAUGCUCAACUAAACAGGCUUGAUAUAUGAAAUAAAUUGCAAUGCAUGCAGUUCAUAUAUGCAUUUUAACAAUGUUCCUCCUGCAGCAGUAAGUCUGUUAUGUCCGAAUCGAAUGGGGUGUAUCCUUGUGAAAAAGCAGUAAAACAGUCCACAAUGUCUGAAACCGCUUUGGAAAAUGAAAAGUGUUUUGUGUUCAAGAAAACAAACCUAACGUGUGUGUGUGUUAUUUUAUUUCAUAGGUUCCCCUGCUUAGCUCUUAACAACUAUGCAAGUUCUCCCUGUCUUCUUUGAGCACAGGGCAGUUCAACACAUACAGUGCAAAAAUUAAAAGAAAGAAAGUCAAAUUUGUGAUCGAUACAAAUGGCCUGCAGGAGGUGCAUACCAACCUAAAUUCAACUAAACAAGCUUGCUGAACAUAAACUUUUUUUUAAAUCACUAUAUUAGCUUAUGGGUUAUCCCAUAUUAACAUCAAUAUGGAGGCUACAUUUAAAUUUUAGGGUCAAAAUAGCCACAUUAAAAACAGAAUUGACUGGGGAGAUUUUUCUAAUUUGGCAAUUGUAGAGGAGCUCCAAUACCCAGCAUAGGUGUCUCCGCUGUAUAAUCCUUGUAGCUGAGGAAACAGUACAAUAUCCAAAGCAAAAUCCCCCCAGUAACUGGACGACACACAGUUCUGGGAGUAAACUGGUUUAAUGGGAGCCUUUUAUGUAACUCCCCAUGCAAGGGGUUUCCUUAAUCACAUUCCAGGAGCAUUCCCCACUUGACCUGAGAGGAGACUGCUGCAAAGUACACAACUAAAUUCCAUUAAUUCUCAGGUCCAGAAAAUAUACAUGAAUUACACCCCAAAACACAUAUUUUAAAUUCCACAAAAUUAACAUCACUGAACAGCUGGGAUCUGAGCGCACACUUUGCCAAAAUAUCACUCAGAUCCCUUUGGUGGUUCGGGAACACCAUUUGAGUGAAGGUUGGCUGGUCGGCCACGAGGUGAAGCCCCAAAACCGUUCAAGAGGAAAAUCAGGCACGAUCAGUCAUCUUUCGGGGAUUCUCACAUGAAUAUCGACGAAAGCUCACCCUAGCUGUUCGCAUACGAAUGUUCUCCCUAUUCGGUAAUAUGUCUCUGGAACGCCUCAUAACGGUUCAGGAAGUUGGAUGGGCAGCGGUAUCAGUUUACCUGAUGUUCGCUGGGUUGUGUAGCCGAAAUCAGUACCGUGUCGUUGACGACCAUGUACCGCUGCCCGCGUUCGGGAGAUAAAAUUGCUGCCAUUUGUUUGCACACGUGUGUUUGGCAAUACGGCAGCAACACGGGAAACACUUUCUUUAAUACGCAAUUUGCAGCUAGCAGCCAGGGGUGGUCGGUAAACGAACAGGGGGUUACGGACAGCCAAACAAAGGGAAUGAAAAGUGUAUGACAAGCAUUCAUUCCGCUACAGCAAUUAUAACCUAUUUUUUGCUAUUUAUAUUGAAUUACUGACAAUUCUCACUUUAGUGAAUAAAAAAAUUUAAGUGCCCAUAACAAAACCCCCUGCACUGCUGGCCAUCAUGUUUUGAAAUAUGUCACACAGUGGGCAGCCCUGGACUGAUCAAUUACUUAUUUUUUUUAAUUUUGACUUGUUUUAAUUUCUAUUUAUGUUAAUGAAGAUAAAAAUGAGUGAAACUCACUUAACUAUAUAGCAUAAACAAUCAAUCGUAAACUCGGAUGCAUAAGAAAAAGAA